Messenger RNA from Aethina tumida (small hive beetle), 2350 nucleotides. RefSeq names its product cytosol aminopeptidase. NCBI's taxonomy places the organism in Eukaryota, Metazoa, Arthropoda, Insecta, Coleoptera, Nitidulidae. The transcript has 4 exons. Gene Ontology annotation, molecular function: metalloaminopeptidase activity; manganese ion binding. The coding region runs from base 262 to 1851 and encodes 529 amino acids. Gene Ontology annotation, biological process: proteolysis. The record is from RefSeq and is a predicted model, not a curated record. Gene Ontology annotation, cellular component: cytoplasm.
AGUUUGUAACCAUGGAAUAUAUUGUUUUAUAACAUAUGCCAAACAGUAUUCACAUAAUUUCUGAAUUCAGUGCGCAGAUGUACUAGCUUUGGCAUUUCAACUCUUCCAGACAAUUUUAAAAUUUGACAGUAAACAAAAACAAAUCAUAUCUACCUUGAAAAUAAUUGAACAUUGGUAACUAACAAACAUUGGUCCACAUUUAAUGCGACUAUUCCAAAUUUCUGCGGUAAACGUAAAAUGAAAAUACAAUAAAUUAAAAGGAUGGCUGGAGUAAUUACAACUACUACAAGUUCAUUGAGGAUUCUCAAAAACCUUGUUCCUCGUGUAUCCAGCAUUAGGAACUAUUGCUCCGAUGACUGUGGCGACGAAAAAAAAGGCUUAAUUUUGGGCAUAUACGAAGGCGAAAAUGAAGAACCCGUGUUCACCAAGUCUGCAUCUAAAUUCAAUGACCACUUGGGAGGAAAGUUAGCAGACCUUCUCAAACGGGCUGGCCCCGAAUUGAGAAAGGGUGGAGCACGUAUUUUCAACAACAUGGACCGGGAAUUCUGGUCCGUAGUCGUCGUAGGACUGGGCAAAGAAAACUUGGGCUACAAUGAAAUGGAACUUAUCGACGAGGGUAUGGAGGCCGUUCGUCAAGGGGCCGGCAUGGGGGCGCAAGCUCUUAAACGUGAAGGAGUGAACAGAAUCCUUAUCGAAGGAAUGGGGUAUCCAGAACAAGCCGCAGAAGGAAGUGCCCUAGCCCUGUGGAGAUACCAAGAAAACAGAUCCAGACAAUACUGGAAAGUUAUCCCUACGUUGGAAUUGUUCGAUGAUUGCGAUGCCGAAAGUUUCCAGCGAGGCUUAUUCAAGGCAGAGUCUCAAAAUUUGGCCCGCAGACUCUCAGACACUCCGGCCAACCAGAUGACACCUCUCCACUUUGCACAGGAGGCAGUUAAUGAGCUGUGCCCCUGCGGCAUCAAGGUCAUGGUACAUGACAAGGAUUGGAUUGAAUCUAAGAAACUCAACGCCUUCCUCACCGUUGCAAGGGGUUCUUGCGAACCACCUGUAUUCGUUGAGAUUUCUUAUUGUGGCGCUCCAAUAGAUCAGAGACCCAUAUUGAUGGUCGGAAAGGGAAUCACCUUCGACAGCGGCGGCCUCUGCUUGAAGAGAUGCCCCGGAAUGGAUGUGUACCGUGCCGAUAUGACCGGUGCUGCGGCUAUCAUCGCCGCUAUCCGUGCCGCCUCCGCACUUAGCUUGCCCAUUAACAUCGAGGCAGUGAUUCCGCUGUGCGAGAACAUGCCCAGCGGCAUGGCCGUAAAAUGCGGCGAUGUAAUUGUUGGCUUAAACGGAAAAUCAAUAAUGAUUACCGACACCGACAAUGAGGGCCGUUUAAUUAUGGCCGAUGCUUUGGUUUACGGUCAAUCGACACACAAACCCAGAUUGAUCAUUGACGUGGCCAGUUUAACACCCGGAGUUAGAGCUGCGCUGGGAUCAGCCGCCAGCGGCGUUUACACUAACUCACAGGUGAUGUGGUCGCAGGUGCGCAAAGCCGGCGUGAUCACCGGCGACAGAGUGUGGAGGAUGCCACUCUGGAAAUUCUACACCAAGAUGGUCACCAACUUCAGAUCGCACGACGUCAACAACAAAGGCUGGGGACACGGUUCCUCACCAUUGGGUGCCGCCUUCCUCAACGAAUUCAUCGACUGCGUGGACUGGAUCCACUUCGACACCACUGGAGUCGGCUUCAAGAGCGAGCACAGAGUAUACUCCUAUUUGACCGAGGGAAGGAUGACUGGAAGACCAACACGUACACUUAUACAACUUCUCUACCAACUGUCGUGUCCAGCCGAGGGAGCUCGUGAAGUGAAAUAAGAGAUGUUAGGACACCACAUUCAUCACAAGAUUGCUUUCGUAAAUGGGUUACCGCGCUCGACUUAUUGACGUCGAGAAAUAUUUUGUCUUUUAAAAUAUAAAUUUAGUAUUAGUGCGUAUUAGAAAACUAAAUUCAAGUUAAUAAUGGGGUUAAUCCGACUUCUUAAAUGUAAUUGCAGGGUGGUCACCUGCUGACUAAGCCGUUUUUUCGGUUUGGUAUCGUAACUACGAAUCAGCAACAGUGAUGAAAGUGGUAUUCUUAGAGAGUCUGCGGCAUCUAUAAAAUUUUUAGUCUAUAGUUUUUGUCUUCUCUAUUUGGUUUCGUCUAAUGUAUUAGGCCGAUAUUUGAAAUUUGUCUUUAAAUUUAAUCCAAGUGUACCCUGUUUUAGUCUUUGUAGAUGCCUAAGUUAAGUUCUGUUUGGAGUCAGCAUUAACAGUAAAUCCUUGUACAUUAUAUGAUAUAUUAUAUAAUAAACUAUAUUUUUACAAAUUUACAAAA